Molecule: messenger RNA, 14084 nt
Organism: Geodia barretti
Lineage: Eukaryota; Metazoa; Porifera; Demospongiae; Tetractinellida; Geodiidae
Source: the annotation of a GenBank genome assembly
AUUGAACUGGAGGACUACCCAUACUACAUGUGUAUGGGCUACAAGCUGCCACCUGGCUACGCGUUCUCCCUCAUGUUUCGACUGAGUGGGUUCGGUUACUGGCUGUCUGCCUACUUCAAUCGCGACAUCACAGGCAUCUCUUCGGUUAGCUUGGGCGAGAUUUCCAACCUUGACAGCAAUGCAGACAUGAUCAAGGAUGAUGAUCAGUGGCACUAUACCUGCAUCGACCUACAGGCCAUCAUAGCCAAUGGGUUCUCCCCACCAGACAGCUACGAGUACAAUGGUGUCCACAUCCUGGAUGGGUUCGGGUCUACGCAGACGAAGAUCCUGCGUCACGAGGGUUCUACGUGGACGAAUUCUCAUUCGCACACUUUGCAAGAACACUGGACAUUGAGACUUAUGUUCCUCCCUCAUCUGCUAAUGGAAUAAUUCUUGAGAACAUCACUGCCACCAAUGAGAGUGCUGCCCUUGGCAACGGUGUGGUUGCUGUGACGGUGAACCUGGAGUUUAUCCCCCUCGAUUGUGGCUACGACUUCACUCCAUUCUCUGCCGAGUUGACCAAUGAGCUCGACACAGUGGUCCAGGAUGUAUCGGUGAUGGAAGUGCAGGAAGCGAGUGAGCCGCUGGGCGGAGUCUUCUCACUGGUUGUCAACGGUGAUGGCUACAAUGGACAAACUGACCCUCUCCCUCACGAUGCUAACACAGAUGAAAUCAAGGCAGCACUAGAGGCAAUAUCAGGGAUUGGGACAGUCACAGUGACCAACGGACCCCACCUCACUUCGGACCGUUACCAAACGGGAUGUCCCGGAAGAUUGAUUCAUGUCCAGUUGGACGAUCUGGCAGGAGACCAGCCAAUGAUCUCGGUGGUGGCUGAAGGUCUGAGUGGGGAAAGUGUGAGUGUGGUGGUGAGUGAAGGGGUGCCCGGAGGAAUGAUGGCCUCUCCAGUUCCUGGACACAUGCUGCAGACUGUUGAGAAAACUCCUCAGGUCCACGUAAAGGUUAAAGGUCAGCUUGCGUCAUGCAGUGGAGACCACACCCUCUACCACCAGUUUAACCCCAUUUCUGACGACACUGACUUCUGUUCCUUCUCCUACUCUCCUCCCUCCACCCCCCACGUCACCUCCGUCUCACCAACCACCGCUGGAGUUGGUGAUACUGUGACUAUCAUGGGGUCAGGGUUCACAGACGAUUCCAGUCUCAUUCUGGUUCUGUUUGGAGACGUACCGUGUGACGUGACGAGUGCCAGUAGUGACGAAGUGACGUGUGUGUUGGAAGAAGGAACAGCCGGCCAGAAACAGAUAUUCCUUCAGGUUGUCGAUGGUAAUGGUGGAAUUGCAGUCAUUGGUGAUUCAGUUGUUCCCUUAGAGUUCACAGUAACCGUUGACACUGUGCUUCCUGGAGAAGGCAGUCAGAUUGGUGGAACUGAAAUCACAAUAACUGGAAUCGGAUUUGCUCUGACUUCAUACGAUUUCGAUGAAGGGAAUCCUGGGAAUGAAAUUCUGUUGGAUGCAUACCAACGGGCUGUGGUUGCCAAUGGCGAUGGUUGCAGUGGGGAAUGGCGGAAUGUGGUGGCAUUAGGAGGGAUAGAGUGUGUUAUAAUUACUGCUGAUCACAUGACCAUCACAUGCAUCACUCCGGCAAAUCAGAAUCCUGGAACCACCGAUACAUAUGAUGUAACAGUCGGAGUAGUAUGUUCUGAUGUUGGUUCCACCCCAGCAAGUGGAGUAGCAGCUGGAGGAUUCACUUACUCAAACCUUCUUACUCCAGAAGUCAUUGGAGUUACCCCAGACCAGGGGUCUAUUCAUGGAGGAAAUUCCAUCACAAUUACGGGAACCGGUUUUUUAGAGGACCCCUCACAAUUAUCCGUGAAGCUUGGCGAUGCUGAGUGUAGCAUCACGUCUGCCACCUCAACAUCAAUCACCUGUACAAGCCCCGCCUACCCCGGUGGUGUUGUCCGCGUGUCAGUCACGGUAGAGGGGAAAGGACUUGCGGCUGGAGAUGUCGAAUACGAGUUUGUGUUCUCCAUAUCUUCCAUAUCUCAUUGUGAAGGUUCCCUAAUGGGUGGACAGUUGCUGGACAUCAAUGGAGAAGGUUUUGGCAGUGAUUCGUCGAAGGUGGAAGUGUCUCUGGGCAGCUAUCCCUGCCAAGUAAAGGAGAUGUCCAAUACACUCAUUCGUUGCAUCACAUCCACGACGACAGACACCCACAUUAUUGACAACAAUGCCACCAGUACGGAGUAUGGACUUGGGUAUGUAUGGAACCCGGACGAGAUCACAAUCCGAGUCGGAGACUCCGUUCUCUGGAACUGGUACGGGACUUCCUUCACACGGCGGCUGAGCGUGCAGCAAGUGGCAGCAAGGGGAGAUACAGUGCCCAUGGAGGGAGGGUUUGCCUCAGAGAGCAGUGUUCGUGGAAGCUUCAGUCAUCAGUUCACAGAAGUCGGAGACUAUUACUUCAUUGCUGGAGGUUAUGGGCAUAUUGGUUUCUAUGGCACCGUCCACGUGGUACAACAGGCGGACAUCUCCGUUCCUCUAUCUCUCACCGCCAACUCUGUUCCCAUGGAGAUACCUCCCUCUGCAACCUGUGGAGAGUCCACGCCCCCUAACCCCUUCACCCACUACACAUUCUCCGUCUCACACACCCCACUAAUUCUCCCCGGGGGGACGCAAGUAUUCUCCUACGUGGACGAAAUCGCAGUGGUCAGUUCAGGGUUGUCCAGUACAGCGGACCACAACCUAUUCACAAUUGGGGGUUUCCCCUGUGACCAUUCCACGAUGUCAUCUACAACUCUGACUCAACCCGACUUUACUGGUCCCGCCAAUAACGCCAUCACUUACCAAGAAGGGAUGGAAAUUAUUUAUUGCGAGGUUUAUGAGGUGGAUCCAGGGACAUAUCGUCCCAUCCUCCACGUCGCCGGGAAGGGGUGGGGCUUGGCGACCAGUGUCGUGGAGAUUCUCCCCUCUGUGACGAUCGAUGCCGACCAGGAACAAUUCGGAUCGUUACGAGGUGGAAAGCUUCUCCAUAUUUCCACAGAGGGACUGUCAUUUGACGAUGUCACGAAGCUAAGAGUCGAGAUUGGCAACACCCCAUGUGCUGUGCAGCUAAUUGUAGGUAAUGAGGAUCUGUACUGCCUCACUCAACCUGCUCGUGACGAUGGGUAUUCCUCCAUUGUUAAAGCCCUCAAUCCUAUUGCCUACUGGACUUUGCAAACCGAUUACCAUGAUAUCAACGGUCGAUAUUUGGGAUCUGAUGGUGGGGAUACCAUCUUCAGAAACGAUGGUAGCAUUGGCAGUAGUGGAGAUGGUAGUGUAAGAGGCAACGUGAUAGGUAGAACGCAGGGCAUAUCUGGGAAUUCACUGACCGACCAAGCUGUUCUGUUCAACAACUCUUACGUUGAGAUUCCAUUCCACCCCGAAUUCGCCCGGCUUGAGGGGUUUGAAAUGGGGCUGUGGCUGAAGAUUGCACCUACUGAAGAAGAGACAGAUUCCAGUGGAUCUCUAAUGCCCUCCAUUAUGGGAUCUGCGAUUGGAUCAGGUGAGGCGGCAAGUGGAGGCAGUCUUUCUCCAGAAUAUCGUGGACCGUACCAAAUCGUAGUUGACUUUGCUUCGUACGUCGACGGCACAGCUGGUGGGUAUGUGAUUGUCAUCAACCCAUGUGGCCAGCCCGAGUUCUGGCUGGCAAGUGGUCACUCCCACCAUAGUUUCUCGGGUACCGAGAACUGUCCUCUUUUAUCCCUCUCCGACUGCUCACCUUCGACCCCCGAAACUUGUACAGGAUUGUCGGUGGUUGCCACGGGCUACCUUCCGACUGGCGUGUGGAAUGUGAUCAGGUGCGGUGAUUGCAAUCUUGGAACGGACUGGGGACUUGUAUCGGUGGGAUUGAACCCGAACUCAGGUGCAGGGGAGGAUCCUCCCACAAUAAAUCAAGUAUUCCAUUUCAACAACAGACUCGUGGGUAGUUUUGCUACUACGUACUCCCCUCCACUUGAAAGGCCCCUACUAAUUGGCGGUACAGAUAGACUUCCAGGUGGUGGAGGGUUGGAAGGGCCAACUCUAUCUUCUUCACAUCUGCCCCUGACUGCGUUUUUGGGUCAUAUAGACGAAGUGAGCAUGUACGAUCGUACUCUAGAAGGUGAGAAGAUUGCUGAACUCCACAUGUAUGGGUCAAGUGGCAAGCAGAAGAUUUGGAUCCGCGUGGAACCUGUGGAUGGUAUCAGUCCCGGACACAACCUUGAUACAGUGUUGGAAUGGAACGGUGCCUUUGAUGAAGUUCAGAAUGUGGACUGGAACGGCGUCAGUGAUGCUGAAAUGGAAAUUGAUGAAGGAAAAGCACUCCAAUUUAAUUGGAGCGGUCUAAAAGGGGUGUGGCAAGUCACCAAGGAAACAUACGAAUCAUGUGACAUAACCAACGAGCCAAUAAAGGAGUGGUCUCCCCCGAGACUAGGAGGGAAGGUUGUUGUGUGGAUGAACCGUGGUCAGACACAUUACUUCAUUGACCCUGUGGCCGGGAAAUGCCUUAGUGGCUCUAAAAUAAAGGUCAAAGUGGGUCAAGUGCAAGUGGUACAAUGGACCAUAGACACAGUCUAUUCUGAGAUCUCCAUUCCCCAAGGCUCCGGUCUCCUAUUCCAGUGGUCCGGGUCCACGUUCCAUGACCUCGCUGAGAUGUCAUCUCCUCAAUCCACUUCUCAAGACUGUACAUUUGUGGGAAGCACAGCUCAAUCUCUCGGAAAAGUUGUAAAUGCUUGGCAAGCCACUCCCACCACCUCGGGAGAGGUUUCUGUCACAGGACUGUCUCCCGGCACCCACUACUUUGUCUGCUCUCUUGGUAACCACUGUCGGAGAGGGAUGAGGGUUAACGUGACCGUGACAACAGAGGACCAACAAGAUGAUGGCAGUAGUACCACGGGCACGAUUUCACAGAACCAUGUGGUGGUGUGGAAGAUCCAGGACUAUUCGCCUCUGACCAUCUUACAGGGAGACAAUCUCACUUUCACUUGGGAGGGUUUCCACUCUCUGCAUCAGGUUGAUAAAUCUACUUACGAGAUGUGCAACACCAGUGCUAAUCCAGUCCACAUUUGGGGUGACCCAAGUGUUGAUACUGCCGUUCUGUUAACCGAUCUCCAACCGGGAGACUACUUUUUCAUCUGCUCCAUUGCCGGGCACUGUGACGCCGGAAUGAAGAUUGCGGUGACGGUGUUGCCAAGCGACAACCACCCUACACUGCUGAAUCCAGUCGCAGCUGUUUGUCAUUCGGCCGGCGGCUGUUCAUUUGAGUACGGUUCACACCUAACUCCGUACAUUCUCAAUGUACAGCCUUCCAGUGGUGCAGUGGGGACUGAGAUUGUCAUUAUUGGUUACAAUCUCAAUUACGACGGGUCCACAAACCAGAUUCUGAUAAUGGUCGGACUCUCCCAGUGUACAGACAUAACGGAAGAAGCUCCCGAGACAGAAACAGACUCUUUCAGAUGCACAGUAGGUGAAAAUGAAGCCGGUUAUCACUUCGUUGAUUUCACCAAUCACUUGGGACGAGCUGCCGUCGCCCCAUCUGAAAAAGUCCCCGGCCCCCACAGGAAUAUAUCCGAACCCCACGGACCACACUCCCCCUACCCUCAAUUUCUGCUUCUUCCGGUCUUGUCCUCCAUUUCUCCGAGUAUGGGAAGCAUUCAUGGCGGUACUAGGGUGACCCUUGUUGGUUCUGGGUUCAGCCCCUCUCCAGGACGAAUGAGUGUAUUGCUCGGAGACUCUGAAUGUGCAAUUACAAGCUCCACUUACUCUGGGAUAGUGUGCAUUACAAGUGAGGGAGAGGAAGGAGACGGUGAAGUCAUGGUGAGUGUGAAUGGAUAUGAAUCCGACACAAGUGCUACAUACGCAUACUCUUCAUCUUCUACACCAACUCUUUACUCGGUCGACCCUGCAACACAUGUCUUCAGUGGAAGCAAUAUUCAUAUUUCAGGUGAAAACUUUGGAACCGAUCUGUCAUCUGUUAGCGUCCUCAUUCUGAGUGGAAUUGAGGAAUGGGAGUAUGACAGUACGCCUACGGAAUCCUUGUGUGAAGUACAGUCAGUGACUGACACAACCAUCACCUGUUCUCUACCGGUGAAAGCAGCAGGAGAACAUUACCUGGUUGUUCACGUGACAGGCAAAGGCCUUGCUACCUCCGGCCUCACAGUCUCGUAUGAGCUAACUUUCACUUCCUUCUCCCCUGUUGCAUGUGGUAAUGGCGGGGGCGUGGAAAUCACAAUCACUGGUUCUGGAUUCCCAGACUUUGACGUCGGUGAUGAAACAGAAAGUGACGAGUCUUCGAUUUUUGUUUCGUUCUGCUCAACUGAAUGCGAGGUCAUUAGUUCUUCACUCACUGAAUUGAAGUGUGUGUUGGACACUCCCAGUGAAGAUGCCAGCUCAACGUGCAAUGAUAUUAGUGUGACGUACAACGACAUGAGAACGAUAGCCGCUCAGAGUUUCGAAUUCCGUGAUGACCUCACUCCAAUUGUGACCGAUAUCUCGCCGCUUAUUGGUGGGACGGCAGGUGGGACUCUUGUUACUAUUCUCGGAAACAACCUCCUACCACCUGCAGCAACAACACCAAAUGAAGACGACGUCAUUGUUACUAUAGAUAGCGCAGUGUGCGUCUGGUACGGUAUUGGACUGGUUCCGUCGCAAACAUCAAUUGAGUGUCGUACAAGUGACCACAGAACCACUCCACUGGCAGAGGUGAAGGUGUUUGUCAGCGGCCGGGGAUUUGCACUCCCUGAAACUCCAGACACACAGAUUUGGUUCCAGUACAUUGACCGAUGGUCCAGCCCCUACACCUGGGGAGAAGAGGGCCAACUCCCAAAAGAGGGCGACUCGGUUCUAAUCCAGAAAGGCCAGAUCGUAUUCCUGGACGUCAAUACUCCGGUUCUGAACCUGAUUCUUGUGGAAGGGGAACUUGUUUUUGAGGAUUCACAGGACCUACACUUGCAGGCAAAGUACAUCUUCAUCAAUACUGGCAGACUGCAGGUUGGGACAGAGGAUUUGCCCUUCCAACACACAGCUAGGAUCACUCUCCAUGGAAACGUGCGAGACCCAGAGAUACCCAUAUACGGAGCCAAGGUAUUGGGGGUCAGGCAAGGACACCUAGAUCUUCACGGUCGUCCAAGACUGCGGACGUGGACCAGACUGGCCACCACUGCCAACGUCGAUAGUGAAACCUUGGUUCUGACCGAAAGUGUGGACUGGACACCAGGAGACAAAAUAGUAAUCGCAGCAACUGGAAAGGACGGAAACGAGACGGAAGAGAAUGAAAUUGCUUCAGUCUCUGACACUGGAACUGUCCUCAAUCUCGUGCAUAAGCUUGCAUACAAACACCUGGGAGUCACAGAGGUUUUCGAAGGCGGCCACUCCAUAGACAUGAGAGCAGAAGUGGGUCUCCUAUCUCACAAUGUUAUUGUGGAAGGGUCACGGAAUGUCGGUGGAAUGGGACUCGGGGAAGACCAGUAUGGGGCUCAGAUCAUGAUACACCGGAGUGGCCCCGAUCCAACGCCGAUUCGGAUCGAGCACACUGAGGUGCGAUAUGGAGGUCAGGCAUUUCGGCUGGGGAGAUACGCAAUUCAUUUCCACCUGACUGGAUCGAUGAGCAGUUCGUACGUGAGAAACUGUGCAAUUCAUCACUCUAACAACCGAGCUCUAACGGCACAUGGGGUUCACGACCUUUUGGUGGAGGGGAACGUGGCUUAUGACAUCAAAGGGCACACAUUCUUUGUGGAGGAUGGAAUAGAGACCAACAACAGCUAUAUUCAUAACCUCGGAGUCUUGACUCGUGGUUCUUCGUCUCUACUGAACACGGACCAGAUCCCUGCCACCUUCUGGAUCACAAACCCGCAAAACAAGUUUGUCGGGAACGCCGCCGUCGCAUCACGAGGAUACGGGUUUUGGUACGACUUGGAUCGGUUCCCAUCUGGGGCGUCUUACACUACGCAUGUCUGCCCCAAUAGAGAACCAUUUGGACAGUUUAGCAAUAACACCGCCCAUACUUGCAAUGAGUUUGGGCUGAGAAUAUGGGAGGUAUACACGCCUUAUGAGAACGGGUGCUGGGGCGGUAAUCCAUCCAAUGCAACACUGUACAAUUUCACGACUUACAACAACGGUAUCCACGGUGUUGAGUUCUCGGUCGUCGGUAAUGUGAUUGCCGAUGGUUUCAAGAUAGCAGACAACGUGCAGACUGGGUUUGAGAUCACAGAGGCUCUGGGAGACUGGAGGGAAGCUGUCCUUCAGAAUUCACUGAUAGUUGGCCACACCUCCCACGACUCUCAAACAACAGGCGUCAGAACGGGUAUUAGGGUUCAGAACCUGGGGAGAUUCGUCGUAUCGAAUGUCACCUUUGUGAACUUUGAUGUCGAUCAAAUGGAGUGUCUGCGUGCGUGCUCCCACUGCAAAGUGCGCGAGGGAGGAAUGCAGGUGUGGUUCGAGCAGCUGAAGUUUUAUAACUCACCGAGAAAGGCAGCUUUUCAGUGGGAACACGAGGUUCUGUUCAGAGAUCUGGAUGGAUCUCUGACUGGUCACCCAGAGGGAGGCUGGGUCCUCCCCAACUCAGCCCUCCUUCCUCCCACCCACUGCUCCCUCUCCGUCCCCGAGUUCUCCGGCAACUCACAGGUGGGAGGGGCCAGUUGCACCAGCGACGUGUACUUCCUGAGACUGGCAUGGAACCAAGCCCAGCCAUGGGUAACCUUGACUGGAGUGUCAGUAAAUGUAACCAAUGAGUUUGGUUUGAGUGUUGUGCCAUGGCGACACUAUCGACGUACUCACAGAAACGGCUACAUGUGCACUCUCCCAGCCACAUACCCCCAUACCAUUGUCUGGGAUCUGCCCAUUGAGCACGAGGUCGACACUACAUUUUACAGUGCAGGUGUCUACAAUAUUCGUCCAACUGAUCACGUGACAAUCACCCAUCAGUUUGUUCAGCUACCAGACCAUGUCAACCUGGGAGGCAAUUACGAGCCAACUGAGAGUGGGCAGCUACCUCAGUACGGAGUCGACCCCCAUCUGUCAUGGCAUAUCAACAAUAACACUAACCAUACAACAAACGUGACAUACCUCAUCACUGGUGAGAGUACAGCUGAGACAGCUCCCGAGUACUCGGAUGUCCUGUACACCUACAAGUACGAACCUUGUCCUAGAGACGGCUGCAUCGUCAUUGACGAACAUACUGGACCAUAUGAAAUCAGAAGGUGGAGUGACAUUGAUUCCUGGACCAACGGGGAGCCCCCUGCUGCGGGAGAUGAUGUCACAAUUCACCCACAGUGGCUCAUGAUUGUAGAUGUCUCUCCGCCUCCACUCGGUCGUGUCUUCGUCCAUGGAGCAUUGGAGUUCGAGGAUGGGAGAGACUACAACUUUACUGCCAACCUGAUUCUCAUCCAUGGUCCAAAUUCACGAAUGAGAAUUGGAACUGCUGAGUCUCCAUUCCAAUACCGAGUAAAUCUGACCCUUACCGGUCGUCGUAGAGACAGCAUUCUCCCGCUAGCAUCUGGACUGAUACUUGGAUCAAAGACCAUUGGUGUGUUUGGAAAUGUAUCGAUGCAUGGAAGGCCACGUGAAGUGACCUGGACACGUCUCUCGUCGUCAGCCAUGGCUGGGUCUUCAGUCAUCGGUGUAGAGACCAAUACAAAGUGGCUGACUGGUGACCAGAUAGUUAUUGCUCCCUCCGGCUGGGGAGUCACCGAGGGAGAAAUCAGAACCAUCACUGCCAUCUCUGGACAAGAGAUCACACUUAAUGAGCCUCUUGAGUAUAGUCACAAAGUUUACGAUUUCCUGGACCCCUCGGAUCUGAAUGACCCCUCAGAAACCCGCUGGUGGAACGACGGUGGUCGCAUGGCCCCCGAAGUUGGUCUCCUCUCCCACAACAUUGUGAUUCAGGGUGGCGAAGACGAGGCCGAGCCACUGGAGACCAACCACUACGGUUGUCGUCUAUUGGUUGGUCGCUACCGAGCAGGCUCUACGGUCUAUAGUGGUCUCCUUUGGUUGGAUUCGGUAGAGUUUCGUCACUGUGGCCAGGGUGGCUACUUCUCCCCACUUGAUCCACGCUACUCCAUCGCCUUCCGCAGUAGUCGUGAAACAUCAAACGGUAGCUAUAUCCGUGACUGCUCCAUCCACCACGGCUACAACACUGCCGUAGGUGUCCACGCCUCAAAUGGUGUCACAGUCUCGGGGAACGUGGUAUGGAGAACUGUUGAUUCUGCUUUCAAGAUCGGCGGAUUGGAAAACAAGGCUCUCAACAAUCUAGCAGUCUACACAACCACUGUACAACCAAAUAGACCUCCUGAUAAUCAUGCGGUUGACUUUCCCGCCUGUUUCGAUGUGGAUGCCGGGAACGUUGUCCGUGGCAAUGCAGCUGCUGGAAGUACUCGUCUUGGGUUCAGACUGGCGGGAGAGCCAUGUCUUGAGGGUAGACAACCUCCAAGCUAUGAACAGGCUCUGAUAAGAAACAACACGGCCCACAGCUGCCUGGCCGGUCUUAAUAUCCUAGGCCUCCCCACCGACUGUACAGCAGUGACUGGGUUCACAGCCACCCACCAGUGGAACUACGCCAUCUUCUCCUCCACGGCCAGCUCUCUGGUGGUGGCCAGAGUCAGGGUCUCGGUGGGGAAGGUGGGGCUGAAUCUGAACGUGUUUGGUCCCAAUCCAGUCCAGCACUUCAUUGGAGGGAAAACCAUCUCUUUGUCAGACUCAAUCAUUAUUGGAACACUGCCCGAAGACACUUGCUCUGAUUCUCAGCCAAGUUGGACUCCGGGCAGUUCUUCCAUCAAACUGACCGAGCCAAGUUUUGGAGUGAUGAUGUCGUCUUUCAAUCAGGCCAGGAGCAAGCUGGAUGGGACUGCGCAGUGGCACCUCAUGAAAGGCUAUCCAGUCAUAGAUGGUGCUCUUCUAACGUCUGAUGUGGUGUUUGCUCGAUUCACGGCCAACUCUGAGCACUGUCCGUACAAAACGUUUGCCAUCGGGAACAACCCACAGAGUCCUGAUGCAGUUCACCCUGCCGUCAUGACAACAACCACUAUCCUCAACUGCCACCCGGACUCUCUUGUCUUCUUCCAUGAUCCUAAUCCAGAUUGGAUCAACCAAGAGGACUGUAUUGAUAUGGAUUGUGAUGGACCCAAGCAUGCUCUGAUUGAUGACAGAGACGGGACAUUCCUGGGAACACACCCACUGAAGGGAUCAGUUGUACCAUUUGCUGAGCUCAGGUUUGCUGACUACAGUCACAGACUGCCUGUGACAUGGGUAGAGAACAGUGGGGAAGGAGACACUCCCAGUCAAAUCCUCCAGGACAGGGGAGAGGGUGUUGCCAAGGGCCAGCCAAGUGUUAACUGUGAAUGGAAGGAGGCGUGGAAUGCCUACAGCUGUCAUUCUCUGGACCAUCGUAUUCUGGUGAUUGAGUCAAUGGAUGCUGACACAGAGACGAGACGGCUGUCUCCACUGGCUCUCGACGGAGGAGACACGGGGCACGGGCCAUACACUGAUCUCCUCAACGGACCAAUGGACCAUGGAUGGUGCACCUACUACACUUGCCUGAAAAGACUGUCGACCUUCUUCACCAUCGUUGCAAUGGGCACAGACUACCACAUGUGGAUGACAGGGUCCAACCCAUCACAUCUGAGGUUCCAUGUCCUGAACUCAGGUCCAGAGGAAGCUCUGAGGCUCCACAUCUGGUACAAGAAUCCCCAGAGAAAGGAUGUCUAUAGAGAUGGAGUGUACAUCGAGGCGACCAACACAGUGUAUCUGGAGAACUCUGCCAUUAGAGAGGAUGGAGGAGAUGAGAACAUCCCUCCACUGAGCAACAGCCACUCUGGAGCCAACUUCUUUGAUAGGGAGACUCAGAUCAUGUAUCUGCUGAUAAAGGGGUCAUCCCCAGUGGAAAUUCGGACAGCUCCUGUCGUCCAGGUAGCGGUGGAUCUGGCCGUCUCAUUGGACGAUUUCUUCGACCCCAAUAACCUCAUUUCUCGUCUGGCCUUUGUCCUAAAGAUUGAUCCGUCCACCAUCAGAGUUGUCAAAAUUGUAUCAGAGGAGCUAGUGUUCAGAAGACGUCGACAGUUGGACACCUCAGCCAGUCCAUCCACCACCACCACCACCACAAUUACUCUGGAGUUUGGAGAUCUCCCUCAGGUCAACAUUACGCAACCCUCGACCCCCUCCGUUGCCCAGGACAUCCAGGUGGCCGGGGAAGUGGAUGACAGUGUUGAUAUUGAGGACGAGUCGGGUUCAGUGAACCAGACACAAAGUGGCAAUCCUCUGAACGUGGACCCUCCGCAGUCUCUGGGGGACUUUGUGUCGAGUCUCAAUGACAGUGUCAAUCAGUACGCACAGCUGGUGGAGACGUACCUGGAGCAGGCCAACCAGACAAUGGCUGCCAAUUUGAUUGGAGACUCUGUCAUCAAUGCUAUACUGACAAAUCAAGUGGUUGUUGAGAAUGCUACCAUCACUGGAGCGGUGGUAGUUCCAGCUCCCCCUCCCCCUCCUCCCUCUCCUCCCGUCAUUCCUCCUGAGUAUGAGAAUGUGACUAGUGGUGAGGAUGGUGACAAUGUGACAGUGGACCUGGUGACUGUGCUCGAGGAGGUGUUGGAUAUUCUCGUUCAGACAGAGGUCGUUGCCAUGGAGACCACCACAAUGACUGUCGUCGGGGGAAACGAGAGCAUUCGAUAUGUGAUUCCUGACAGAAUGGUGGUUACCAUGGAACCCAGAGAAGAGACGGGACACCUGGUUCAUGUGAAACUGACAAUAUAUGAUGCCAAUGGAGAGCGGGUGAGGAACUUGGGACUAGUGACUCCAUGGAUGUGUCUGGCUUCCCUCAGUCACAGACAAAGACUCCCGGAGAAUGAACUGGCCCAGCUGGAAGGAGAGACGUCAGUACCGUUUGUGGACGGAGUGGCAGAGUUCACUCGUCUGAGAGUCGACCGGAAGGCAGAGGGACUUUCCCUCUCGUUCACCACAGUCCCAGACCGGUUCCAGUCUGAGACCUUGAUAGAGUUCAGUGUGGUCCCAUUCCAUGACACUGUCGAGAGGAAACAGGUCUCAUUCCUGUUGUCUGGUGUCCUGGUGCCAGACUCGGUGGAAUGGAAUGGGGACGAGGUAAUCCAACAGGUAGUGAGACAGGUGGGCGUGGCACUCGAUGUAGACCCGUCCCGGAUCCAGGAUUUGACUCUCCAGGAACUGGAAUGGCACGGAGAGAGAGUAUUGUAUGUGGAGUUGACAAUGUUGGGAGCCCACCAGAGCGACCCACCAGAUGUCCCGUCUCUCCAGGAGGCUGGGAAUUCUCUCCUCGCACUUGUCAACUCUGAAUCACUCACCAUUGAAGUGGGUGGAGUCCCGCUGACGGCUGUGAGGGAGACGUUUGACAUCACUCCCUCCCCACCUCCCACCGUCUCCACGGCAACAGGGGAUGGGCUCGACAACGGCGACCUCGUUCUGAUUUUGGCGGGAGGUGGAGCUGUGUUUGCCGUCGGUCUCUCGGUCCUUCUGGUGGGUGUGGCUUGGUGUCUGGUGUGUCGACAGAAGAAGAGGAGGAGGAGGAAGGACAAGGUGAAGAAGGUGGGACACAAUGGCUCCUUCUCUCAGUUCCCAAGACUACAACCUACCUCCAAGGUUAACCCAGUAGCUGACAAUGAGGGAGAGAGUUCAGAUGACGAUAUUGAGGUGGUCCACUCGUAUCGACAGACACAUCACUCCCCCACCACCCAAACUACACACCUCCCUUCAAGUCCUGAUCUGUGGGACUAUGGUUCAGAUGAUGAUGCUGACUCUGACUACUCCAGCUACAACCGCAGUGACAAACACCUGGAUUGCUGGGAUCCAAAACCAUCGCCACAGCAGCUCCGGGGAUCUUUGGUGGGUCCAAAUGUUGGUCGGCAGGUGACAUCUCUCGCAGUUCUUGCCAAAGCUCAGAAGAAGGACUCUUUUUUACCCGAGAGACUACGGGAAACAGAAGAGGGAAUGUCUGGAGGUGUGGAAGGAGGAGAGGGGGGGAGAGAGGCCACGUACCGAGCCCUCAUCUCGGCCGCAGAGGAGGCGAAGGACCAGCUGUUGGCUGACAAGAUCAGAGACAUGAUAGAGAAGAUGUGA